This is a messenger RNA of Populus nigra (black poplar), 1177 nucleotides long. Its product is annotated as chaperone protein dnaJ 50. Gene Ontology annotation, cellular component: endoplasmic reticulum membrane. The coding region runs from base 56 to 964 and encodes 302 amino acids. The record is from RefSeq and is a predicted model, not a curated record. The transcript is spliced from 10 exons. Lineage: Eukaryota; Viridiplantae; Streptophyta; Magnoliopsida; Malpighiales; Salicaceae. Gene Ontology annotation, biological process: protein folding.
CCUCUUCUAUUCUCCAAAACAGCAACAAAUCAAAAUUGAACUCUACUCCGUUACCAUGGCGCCACCGGCAACGAUUCGGUGUUGCGCAGCAGCACUAACUCUGAUGUUCUCUAUCCUCAUAAUCUCUCCAUCAUCAUCAGCUAUCUAUUGUGAUGAAGAUGAUUGCUACGAUCUACUAGGCGUUACGCAAACUGCUAAUGCUUCAGAGAUAAAAAAAGCUUAUUAUAAACUCUCGUUGAAACAUCACCCGGAUAAAAACCCAGAUCCGGAGUCCAAAAAGCUGUUUGUGAAAAUUGCUAAUGCUUAUGAGAUUUUAAAAGAUGAAGCUACAAGAGAGCAAUAUGAUUAUGCAAUUGCUCAUCCAGAGGAGGUGUUUUACAAUACGGCUCGUUAUUAUCAUGCAUAUUAUGGUCACAAAACGGAUCCACGUUUUGUUCUGGUUGGUCUUCUUCUGAUUCUCUCAGGGUUUCAGUAUAUGAAUCAGAUGACAAGGUAUAAUCAGGCUGUAGCAAUGGUCAAGAAAACUCCAGCUUAUAAAAAUAGACUACGGGCUUUGGAACUUGAACGCAGUGGAGGAGUUACAAAUAAGAAGAAGAGCAACAAGCAGAUGGACAAGAAAGUGGAGGAAGAUCUCAGCAAAGAACUUGAACUGGACAUAAAGGGCGCUCAUAAACCUUCCAUCUGGGAACUUCUUGGUGUCCGAUUUAUAGUUCUGCCUUACACUAUUGGCAAGCUAUUACUGUGGAAUGGUUGUUGGUUCUGGAGAUACAAGGUGAAACAAGCACCAUAUUCUUGGGAAGAUGCCGUCUACCUAACACAAAGAUCCCUGAGAGUGCCUCUUGAUGCAUGGGGCAGCAUUGACGAAUCGACGAAGGAAGAUCUUGUUCAGAGACGUUUAUGGGAGAAGUCUAACUUGGAGACCUAUUUUGCAGAUCUUCGUAAAGAAUCCAAGCGUAGAAGAUAGCAGAUUUUCCUGCUUAAAUGCUGACAACACAAUUUUUUGGUGAUAGAUAACAAAUAUAUGAGUUCCUGCUUAAAUGUUGUACGGAAAUAGUUGAUCUAUUUAAUUAUUUUAUCAUAUGAAAGCAACGUGAAUUUUGCAAUUUAAACAAAGUUAUGUAUUGAUAAACAUCCAAUAUAUGAAGCUUUGAGUACCCUCUUAGAGGGUUUUAUGACA